CAUGGCGUUUGCACGGUUACUACUUCACCUCUUCCUUAUUAGUUUACUCCUUGGAGAACUCCUGGCAGUGGAGCACUUUAUUGUGGGUGGCCAGAAUGCCGCCGAGGGAGAUGCUCCGUAUCAGGUGUCGCUGCAAACGCUUUUGGGCAGUCACCUGUGUGGUGGCGCCAUCAUCUCGGAUCGCUGGGUACUGACGGCGGGUCAUUGUGUCAAGGGUUACCCAGCCAGUCGACUGCAAGUGGCCACUGGAACAGUUCGCUAUGCGCAACCGGGAGCUCUUUAUUACCCGGAAGCUAUAUACCUGCACUGCAAUUACGACAGUCCCAAGUACCACAAUGACAUUGGCCUGCUGCAAUUGAACGAGAGUAUUAGCUUUGAUGCUUUAACACAGGCUGUGUUGCUUCCGACAUCAUCUCUACCUCAAGGAACUUCGGAGCUGGUCUUCACCGGAUGGGGAUCCCAGUCGGCGGCGGGAAGUUUACCAUCCCAAUUGCAGCGCGUCCAGCAGCAACAUCUCAGCAGCCAGGUCUGCAAAUCCCUGCUCUCCGCCUACGAGGAUCUGGAACUGGGUCCCUGCCACAUCUGUGCCUAUCGGCAGGCCAACAUUGGAGCCUGCCACGGCGACUCUGGUGGGCCAUUGGUCUACCAGGGCACUCUGAUGGGCAUACUCAACUUUUUCGUACCUUGUGCUCAGGGCGUGCCGGAUCUAUUUAUGGACAUCAUGUACUACCGCGACUGGAUGCGACAAACAAUGAGUGGCAAUGGCAAGUGUGCGCAGGUCAAUCAGCAGACAAUAAUUGGCUAA
This is a messenger RNA of Drosophila rhopaloa, 805 nucleotides long. Its product is annotated as chymotrypsin-2. NCBI's taxonomy places the organism in Eukaryota, Metazoa, Arthropoda, Insecta, Diptera, Drosophilidae. The record is from RefSeq and is a predicted model, not a curated record. The coding region runs from base 2 to 805 and encodes 267 amino acids. Gene Ontology annotation, molecular function: serine-type endopeptidase activity. Gene Ontology annotation, biological process: proteolysis. The transcript has a single exon.